GAGAGAAAGUCCAAUUAGGCUUUUUAUUAUUUAUUUAUUUUUUUUUUAAUUCUGAAAAAUUGAAAAACAUGAAAAUUCACAAAAAGAAUAAGAAGAGGAAAGAGGAGCAAACGCCCGCUAAAUUUGGUUAACUUGUUUCUAAAUUUAGCAGAGCCUCUCAACUUCCUUCUCUGGAUCAUACACACACAGAAAAAACAACAAAGAACUUUGAGCAAACACAGAAUAAUUUUUAUUUUUUUAUUUUAAAAAAAAAGAUAUAGCUUUUUCACGACAAACACAAACACAAACACACAGAUCUUUGAAAAAAAUCCAUAUAUAUAUAUAUAUAUGUACACACACAUACAGUCGCUGUACUUGAUAAAUUAGCGUUAGUUACAUUUUCUGUCUAAUCUAUGUCUUCUCGGCCUCCAAACUACGAGUUUCAGGAAUGGUGGAAUAAGCAAAGAGAUAGAGACCAGGACCUACUCUUACUCGACAAGUCCGACGACCCUUCUUCUACUGCCUUCCUCAGCGUCGAGAUCCGAAGCCCCAUCGCCGCUGAUCGGCCCGUCGAGAAGCACCGGGCUCGGAGCGCCAGACAACUCUCCUGGGUCUGCCUCCUCAAGUUCCAGCAAAUCGCCGCCUCUCUCGCCUCCUUGUCCAGUGGGUUCGUUUCAUUAUUGCGCACCGCCAAUCGCCGUAUCGCCUCCCCAGAUUCGCCUGCCGAUUCGGCGUCGUCGAGGCUUUACAGGGUAAUCAAGGGGUUUCUGAUCGUGGUGCUGUUGUUGCUCUGCUUCGAGCUUGUUGCUUACUUCAAAGGAUGGCAUUUCAGCCCACCUACGUUGGGUUCGGCCCAGAUGCUGGGUCUUGUGGAGUUGGUGUACGCCAGUUGGUUGCAGAUUCGGGCCAAUUACUUGGCGCCGCCGUUGCAGACCUUGACGAAUGUAUGUAUUGUGCUGUUCCUGAUACAGUCGGUGGAUCGAGUGGUGUUGAUGUUGGGGUGCUUCUGGAUCAAGUUUCGGAGGAUUAAGCCUAAGGCGGUCAUGGAGUAUAAGGAUACUCCGUCGGUGGAUGAGGAGGGCAAUGAGAAUGUGGAGGAUUAUCCAAUGGUGUUGGUGCAGAUCCCAAUGUGCAAUGAAAGGGAGGUUUACCAGCAAUCAAUUGCAGCAGUUUGUAUCCAGGACUGGCCAAGGGGGAGAAUGCUUGUACAGGUUCUCGAUGAUUCUGAUGAUACAGAUGUUCAACUCCUCAUUAAGGCAGAAGUACAGAAAUGGCAACAGCGCGGUGUUCGCAUAUUGUACAGACAUCGUCUUUUGCGAACAGGAUAUAAAGCAGGGAAUCUCAAGUCUGCUAUGAGUUGUGAUUAUGUAAAAGAUUAUGAGUUUGUUGUAAUAUUUGAUGCAGACUUUCAGCCAGGGCCUGAUUUCUUAAAGAAAACUAUCCCCUACUUUAAGGGGAAUGAUGAUCUAGCAUUGGUCCAGACAAGGUGGUCUUUCGUGAACAAGGAUGAGAACUUGCUCACCAGACUGCAGAACAUAAACUUAUCCUUCCACUUUGAGGUUGAACAACAGGUCAAUGGUGUGUUUAUCAACUUCUUUGGUUUUAAUGGUACUGCUGGUGUGUGGAGAAUUAAAGCCCUAGAGGAAUGUGGUGGCUGGUUGGAGAGGACUACUGUUGAGGACAUGGAUAUUGCUGUUCGUGCCCAUCUAUGUGGAUGGAAAUUCAUAUAUCUGGAUGAUGUUAAGUGCCUUUGUGAGCUUCCAGAGUCCUAUGAGGCAUAUAAGAAACAGCAACAUCGCUGGCAUUCGGGUCCAAUGCAGUUGUUUCGUUUAUGCUUUGUUGACAUUCUCCGUUCCAAGGUGGGUGUGUCAAAGAAAGCAAAUUUAAUAUUUCUGUUCUUCCUCCUGCGGAAGCUUAUUCUUCCAUUUUAUUCAUUCACUCUCUUCUGCAUCAUUCUACCACUGACCAUGUUCCUGCCAGAAGCUGAGCUACCAGCAUGGGUUGUUUGUUAUGUUCCUGGAAUUAUGUCCAUUUUGAAUAUCCUUCCAGCGCCACGGUCAUUCCCAUUUAUAGUUCCCUACCUUCUAUUUGAGAAUACAAUGUCUGUGACAAAAUUUAAUGCCAUGAUAUCAGGAUUAUUUCGUUUAGGAAGUUCAUACGAGUGGAUAGUCACCAAGAAACUAGGAAGAUCAUCAGAGACAGAUCUAGUUGCUUUUGAAAGGGAAUCUGCUCCUCUAAUGGAAACCACCAGUCUUCAUAGGUCAUCCUCAGAAUCAGGCCUUGAAGAGCUGAGCAAAAUAGAGAUAUCUAAGAAAGUCGGGAAACUCAAACGAAAUCGUUUAUACAGGAAAGAACUUACUCUUGCCUUUAUAUUAUUAACUGCUUCAGUAAGAAGCUUGUUGUCUGCCCAAGGAAUUCACUUCUACUUCCUACUAUUUCAAGGAAUCACUUUUCUAGUUGUUGGUCUUGAUUUGAUCGGGGAGCAGGUAAGUUAAACCAUUUUGGGUACUGUUUCCGAGUAGUGAUGGAAAGCUAUCAACUGGGGUUCAGCCUGGGAUUCAGGUCAAGAGGGCAGAGAUUGAAAAAUCCAUCCAAACUUUGCUGAUUACAGAACUCUAGCAGUUGACACCUGCUAUUAGUGACUAUUGGCUCCCAAUUGAAGCACACGUCAAUUUUUCAUGACACAUAAUUGCAGUCUAUAUUUAUACAUUGUCGGUAGAGGAUUGUUGUAUCGUUAUGGUUUGUGGAGCCAUUUGGUUUUUAGAAGUUAAAAAUCAAACGUCUCAAAAGGGGCCCUAGAAGACUAGAUUGUGUAGUUGGAAUAGAUUGUUCCUCCUGACCUGUUUAUUUGGUAUACCAUAUUCAAAUGUAUACUUGUUGCUCUGUUACAUUAUCAAAUUUGUCAUUCUUUGUUUUGUUUGUUGGAGGAUUGUGUAUGAUUCCAAAUAUUUUGGAUUACAUUAGCGUUUGAAUUUUGUUA
Ziziphus jujuba (common jujube) is the source of this 2959-nucleotide messenger RNA. Its product is annotated as probable xyloglucan glycosyltransferase 6. The coding region runs from base 393 to 2474 and encodes 693 amino acids. Gene Ontology annotation, molecular function: glycosyltransferase activity. Gene Ontology annotation, cellular component: Golgi apparatus. The record is from RefSeq and is a predicted model, not a curated record. NCBI's taxonomy places the organism in Eukaryota, Viridiplantae, Streptophyta, Magnoliopsida, Rosales, Rhamnaceae. The transcript has 5 exons.